UGAAAACGAGGCUAUAAACAACAUGGCGUCCUAACGUGCACUUGCUGAAAGUUUAAAUCGGAGAGGCAGGAUGGCGCGGAGUAUUGCAUGGCGACGGACAUGUAACGAUCUAGUCAAUUGGCGCCAAACCGAGGCUCUUAAUGCCACCAUGUACAUCCUGCGAGAGACUGGCCCCACAGGCUUCCUGCUACAGGAAGAGGGCGAGCCCAAACCUUUCAAGGCUUACCUGGGUGACCCACAUACAUGUACCUGCCCUCAGUUCAAGAAGGACAGAGACCUCUGUAAGCACAUCUGCUGGCUACUGCUGAAGAAGUUCAGGGUGCCACAAAAUGAUGCCAUAACAUGGCAGCUUGGUCUGGUGGAACGAGAGAUCAAUGGCAUUCUUCAUGGCUAUGCUGCAAAGCAGCAACGACAGCAACCCCAGGGGCCACGGUGGCAGAGGAGUAAGCCGGGCGGCAGCAGUGGUAAGGAAGGUGGCAGGGAAGCUCUACAGCAGCGACCAAUUGGAGACGAUGACGUGUGUCCUAUUUGCCAGGAUGAACUCCUGUCUAAACACCUUCCGGUAACAUUCUGCAAAUUUGGAUGUGGGAACAGUAUCCAUAUCAAAUGUAUGAAGAUAUGGGCCGAUCAUCAGAAAUCUUCUGGCGAUACCAUCAUCAAAUGUCCAUUUUGCCGUGAGGAUUUCGGACCCUUAGAGCUGCUCAAACAGGAAAGUCGGAAUGCCAUCGGAGCUUCCCAGGGGGGCAGAAUGGACAGGCAUCUUGGAACAGAUUGUCAGAGUUGUCAUAUAUCCCCUAUUGAAGGGAAAUGUUACAGGUGUCGUGUUUGUGUCAACUUUCAUCUGUGUCAGACCUGCUUCAACACCGCUACUCACACCCAACACCCUUUUGAGUAUCGCCAUAAGCGUAACCAGCAUUGGAAAUCAGCACAGAGAAUGUAUGGAGCUGUCCUUCCUCAGGCUGUAGCUGAGAGUCUAGCAAACCGUGAAAUCUCAGAAAAUGACUAUGACCUUCUCAUGCAACUUGACAGUAACACAACAACCCAACAGAGUGAUAUUCCUGAGAGUGUGGUGAACUCAUUCCCCCUAGAGAAAAUACGAGAGAACGGCCCACUUCUCGCUCCAGGGAUGCAGUGUAGGGUGUGUCUCCGUGGAUUCCAGGUUGGACAAUUUGUCAGGAAGCUGCCUCUAUGUAAACACAAGUUCCAUCGAGACUGUAUAGAUAAUUGGCUACUUCACUCUCACUCAACGUGUCCUGUGGAUGGCCAAAAUGUCUGGGACCCGAUCUCUGCCCAGAGUGAAGCUACAGAACAACCGACCAGAGCACAUAGACAGACCAAACAAAAUGGUCAACCACCUAAAAAGGAUUUAGUGUUGGAGGUGCCUGGUGUUGGAAUUGUUAGACAGACCGAGGCUCCUGCCAGCCGCGAGAGUGCUCUCCGUGGGUUUGGACGACGUCUUCCUGGUACACAACCCCAGACAAAACCAGGAAGAGGGUCUGGCUCCAACAGCAAAAAAGUGACCCCUCUCCGUUCCAGUUUCACUCUCAGUGGUGUCAGCUUUGGUAACAGUUUUGAGGGGGCCUUGGGUGGCAGUCACAGUGAAACCACUCCUGCUGAAGAUCUUCCAGGCAAUCGCCUCCUCGGGCGUGCUCAGGCAAGCCGGUCAACCCUCAACAAAAAGCUUGCAAGUAGAGGUCAAAGGCCAAAGCAGAGAGAAACCAGGCCAGCACCGGAAAACAUUGGUCCUCAAUUUGACAUUCACUCAAUGGCAGUUGUACCACAAGAGCAAUAUGUUGAUGAUGUCAUGGGUCACAUGACCCCAACUCAGCGGACAAUUAUGAAUCACCUUGCCAUGCUGAAUACUCCGGAUGAAGAUGAGAUCAUGGGGGACCUCAAUCGGAGCCUUCCAUCCACGCCUCAGCGCGUUCACAGCAUUCGUAACUCUAUGCUAAGCAGUACGGACAUGAGAUCACCCUUUGUGAGGGAUUUACCUCCCCUUAUAGAAUCCGAUCAGGAACAUGAGAAUCCAGACCAUCCAACCAUUGGAGAGUCCGAUCAAGAGACAGAUUCCCUCAACAGUUCUAUCAGUCUGAAUCAUCACAGACUGUUCCAGAGACAUCAAAACAGACAGCCUGAGACUGAAGCACAGGCAGACUCUGGCUCUGUUGUCAUGACCUCUGUGAGGUCAACGCCAGAUGUAAGAUCAGCCGCAGGGUCACAGAGGUCGUUUACAAAUGGUGCUGUGUCCCCUACUGGUGAAAGUGCUGGAGGAAGUGAGGUCGCUGGAGGUCAGACAGGCACCAGAAGUCGGGGCAGACAAGCAGAUCGUGGGCAUGGUUCAGCCAAUGGAAGCAAUCAGGGUAACCGUUCCCGGAGCCGAGAUCGAGCGGAGUCGGGCUCCACCACUACUACAGAGGAUGAGAAUGCCAUCCUAAAUAGGCUGCAGCAUUAUAAAGACCUGUUUGUUGGUAACAGUCCAGAAAAUCAUUCACCGGUAGAUAGGAGCUCAGCCACUAGAGGGCGCCCUCCUCGCCACCCCAGACGACAGUUUGGCGAACACCUAGCACUUCGCCAAAAUAAAAGUCGCAAGAAGACCGACCACAGACGUCAAAACAAUGACCUAGCUUUAGAAGGCAAUGCUUUUAGUAAUCUUACUCUCAGAGAUCUCAUUUAAACAUAUAAGGUGAAAAGAUUUCCUAGAAAUAAUAGGAAAUCAAACAAUAUUUUAAUGUGUACAUGAACUAGACAAGGAUGAAAUGUGUCAAAAUGUGUGUUUUAAGACAAGUUUUUCAAUGCAAGAAUUGUUUUCCCUUAAAGCUAUUCAAGUUAGGUUUAAUGAAAUUAGAAUAUUUUAUCAGAAAUUCUUGUUGUAAAUAUGUUAAGCUGAACAGAUACAUGUACAUCUGUUUCCAAUGGUUUCAGGCCAAAGCAAUACAAUUACUUUGUAUAACAAAGACAGUGAUCGGCUGUACUGUAAUUAUAGUAUGUACAGUGGCUGUACUGUAAUUAUAGUGUGUACAGUGGCUGUACUGUAAUUACCGUGUGUACUGUAAUUAUAGCGUGUACAGUGGCUGUACUGUAAUUAUAGUAUGUACAGUGGCUGUACUGUAAUUAUAGUGUGUACAGUGGCUGUACUGUAAUUACAGUAUGUACAGUGGCUGUACUGUAAUUAUAGUGUGUACAGUGGCUGUACUGUAAUUAUAGUAUGUACAGUGGCUGUACUGUAAUUAUAGUGUGUACAGUGGCUGUACUGUAAUUAUAGUAUGUACAGUGGCUGUACUGUAAUUAUAGUGUGUACAGUGGCUGUACUGUAAUUAUAGUAUGUACAGUGGCUGUACUGUAAUUAUAGUGUGUACAGUGGCUGUACUGUAAUUAUAGUAUGUACAGUGGCUGUACUGUAAUUAUAGUGUGUACAGUGGCUGUACUGUAAUUAUAGUGUGUACAGUGGCUGUACUGUAAUUAUAGUGUGUACAGUGGCUGUACUGUAAUUAUAGUGUGUACAGUGGCUGUACUGUAAUUAUAGUGUGUACAGUGGCUGUACUGUAAUUAUAGUGUGUACAGUGGCUGUACUGUAAUUAUAGUGUGUACAGUGGCUGUACUGUAAUUAUAGUGUGUACAGUGGCUGUACUGUAAUUAUAGUGUGUACAGUGGCUGUACUGUAAUUAUAGUGUGUACAGUGGCUGUACUGUAAUUAUAGUGUGUACAGUGGCUGUACUGUAAUUAUAGUGUGUACAGUGGCUGUACUGUAAUUAUAGUGUGUACAGUGGCUGUACUGUAAUUAUAGUGUGUACAGUGGCUGUACUGUAAUUAUAGUGUGUACAGUGGCUGUACUGUAAUUAUAGUGUGUACAGUGGCUGUACUGUAAUUAUAGUGUGUACAGUGGCGGUACUGUUAUUAUAGUAUGUACAGUGGCUGUACUGUAAUUAUAGUAUGUACAGUGGCUAUACUGUAAUUAUAGUAUGUACAGUGGCUGUACUGUAAUUAUAGUGUGUACAGUGGCUGUACUGUAAUUACGUGGAAUAACACAGGGUCAUUAAUUUACCAUUUUGUUGAUAUAUGAUUUACAUAAUUAUAACUAUGUUCAUAUAUGGUGCAUUGUGAUAUUAGGAGUAUAUUUUGUCAACUAUUUUUGUAAAAAUAAUUGUAAAAUGUACAGGAUCAUUGAAUUUGUUCAGAACACUUUGUUUAGAACACUUCCAGAGCUCAAAGCUUCAUGUAUCAGCUUAUAAGUCAUGUUAUCAACUAGAAAUGGCAACAAGAAAUUGUGGGCAGAAUUCUUCAUUAUAUUGUAGCUUUUGAAGCUGUCAGUACUAUGUGCAAUUUAGCUUGUUAUAAAUAAUACCAUGAUUUUGAGAUCUUAAAUUUGUAAUACAUACUCUGAGCUAAAACUAUAACAUGUGUAGUCUGGAUAAUACAUAUAUGUACAAAUGUACUGGAUAAUACAUAUACAUAUGUACUGGAUAAUACACACAUUAUUCCUGCAAGCAUUAUUCCUUCAAACCGAAAGAGGCGAUUAAGUGUGGACCCCCUGCUGUGACUGUGAUAUCCACUGCAGAAUUGAGAGGCGACUUAUGAGGGCAUUCCGAGGAAAUUGAGAUUUUACACAUUUACCGGGCCAGAUCCCCACAUGCACAUGUUCCACGUUUUUGAUAUCUCGUUCCUUC
This is a messenger RNA of Mizuhopecten yessoensis (Yesso scallop), 4664 nucleotides long. RefSeq lists its product as uncharacterized. NCBI's taxonomy places the organism in Eukaryota, Metazoa, Mollusca, Bivalvia, Pectinida, Pectinidae. Gene Ontology annotation, molecular function: zinc ion binding; ubiquitin protein ligase activity. The transcript has 13 exons. The coding region runs from base 71 to 2674 and encodes 867 amino acids. The record is from RefSeq and is a predicted model, not a curated record.